Molecule: messenger RNA, 1692 nt
Organism: Exophiala spinifera
Lineage: Eukaryota; Fungi; Ascomycota; Eurotiomycetes; Chaetothyriales; Herpotrichiellaceae
Exons: 5
Coding region: 1-1692 (563 amino acids)
Biological process (GO): arachidonate metabolic process
Cellular component (GO): membrane
Source: RefSeq, a predicted model, not a curated record
AUGCUAGAACAAGAUCACGAUGUCGGCGGCGCAGUUCCUGGAAACGAGACUGACAACAGUCUCGAUGUCCGAGGGUUAUGCCUGCUGUCGCUCGAUGGGGGAGGGGUUAGAGGGCUUUCUACACUGUAUAUUCUGCGUGCUUUAAUGCAGAGACUCAACGAUGAGCGUCGAGAAGCGAAGUUGGGUAGUGUCAAGCCUUGUGAAAUAUUCGAUCUCAUUGGCGGCACAAGCACUGGAGGUCUGAUCGCUAUCAUGCUUGGUCGACUCGAGAUGAGCGUUGAUGAAUGCAUCGAUGCGUACAAAGAGCUCAUGAAGACUGUCUUUGAGAAGAAGAAGAAUCGCUUUGCCAUUGGUAUCUUCGGGCAGAUCAAGUCGCGCUUUUCCUCCAAGACCCUCGAGAAAGCAGUCAAAGGGGUGAUCAAGAAGCGAGGGAUUCCAGUCGACGAAUCCUUUUGCGUCAAGGCCGACGACGAGGAGUCACGGAAAUGCAGAGUUUUCGUCUGCUGCAAGGCUCAAGAAACGAACUAUAUUGCCCACUUGAGGAGCUAUCCUCUCAAAGGUGUGCAUGAAGAACCAGCCACAAUUUGGGAAGCCGCUCUAGCGACUUCAGCAGCGACGAGCUUUUUUGAUCCGGUACAAAUCGGGGAUCGUCUGUACGUCGAUGGAGCUCUGGGGGCCAACAAUCCAGCGAGUGAAGUUGAAAAAGAGGCAAACGACAUCUGGUGCGAGGUCACCGGCAAACUUGAGCCACUUGUGAAAUGCUUCAUCUCGGUCGGCACGGGCAACGGAGGCAUCAACCCCAUCAGCGACCAAGCGUGGAAGUUCUUGACCGAGAACCUCAAGAAAGUAGCCACCGACACCCGCGAGACCGAGGAGGCAGUCUCAAGUCGAUGGAGAGGGCACUGGAACAAGCGAUACUUUCGCUUCAACGUGCACCAAGGACUUCAAGAGGUCGGCUUGGCCGAGUAUAAGCAUGGAGGACUGAUUAAUGCCGCAACGGCUGCAUACUUGGAAAGCCAGGACACAAAGCCUCGGCUACUCGCCUGUGUAACAAAUCUCAGAGGCAAGAAAUAUCCUCCAAAUCAAGCAUUCCAACUCGAACGAGCACAGUGUCAGGCUCAGGAAGAUAGGGCAAGCACUCAGAACGCGCCCAAUGUCAUUACUGCGACUGAGAUUUCUGAAUUGAUCGACCGAGCCAACAUGAACCUGAAGAGGCCUCGAGACGCCAUCACCCACACAGACCUCAUCAACGCCUACAAUGACUUUGUACAGGUCCUACAUGCCAAGCGUGAACGCCCAUCGCCUCCGGUGAAGCCGAAAGAGUUCGCCUACCUGUACAACAAACUGAUGUCGACAUGCCUCGCUCUCAGUCACUUUCUGAACUUCACCCCAGCACAGCGGAUGGCGUACGUUAACGAUGCUGAUAGAUUCGCGAAGCGAGCCUUGGAGUAUGCGAUCAAAUCCGGGAACAACGACAGGGUCAUCCAGAUGGAGUUCUACCUUGCAUGUGUCAAAGCGAGAAAUAUCCAGUUGAGAACUGAUUCCGCGGAUUUUGAGAGCCCAACAGCCUCAGAACGGGAAGACGUUGCGGAGUCGGUGUCAGUUGCGUGGGGCUUGUUGCGAAGUGUCGAAAACCUAGACCUAACGGUGUAUGAUGCCAUGGCCAAGGAGACGCUGAAUCAGUUGAGAUGA